Messenger RNA from Oryzias latipes (Japanese medaka), 6878 nucleotides. RefSeq names its product FHF complex subunit HOOK-interacting protein 1A. The record is from RefSeq and is a predicted model, not a curated record. NCBI's taxonomy places the organism in Eukaryota, Metazoa, Chordata, Actinopteri, Beloniformes, Adrianichthyidae.
CAGCUAAAGGCCCGGAUUUAAAGCUUUUUCACAGAACUGCGGGAGAAAAAAGAAGAAGUUCGGUUCGAACCUCCGGUCCAAAGAGCCACAGAGGUCAAGAGGCGGCAGGACGCGUGUCCAUGGCGCCGCAGCGGCAGCAGCAGCACAGAGACUGACAGCUGUCCAUCAGGAUCAGUUCUGGACUGGGACAGCCAUGUGACCUCAGCAUCUGAGGACGGCGCCUCACACACAGCUGGAGACGGCGUUAGCAGCCUCCCAGGAUGAUGGCCUCUGUGGUUGCCGGGGGCAACCGGAAGAAGUCCCUCACCUUAAGAGGAGUGGACCCGGAGACCUGCAUGAUCGUGUUCAGGAACCACUGGGCUCAGGUUGCCAGGAUUCUGGAAAAGCACGAGCCGAGCCGCUGCAGCUCCGGCGCCUUCAGCUUCCUCUCCGGUCACCAUGGCGGCGGCGGAUCCGGGGCUCCGCGUCUCGGCCCCAUCCCGGCGGACGAGGCGAGCGCCGUGCAAAACUACGUGGAACACAUGCUGUUCCUGCUCAUGGAGGAGGAGGCGGGCAGAGGAGGAGCCAUGGGUCCCAUCCUGGAGUUGGUGGUUCUGGAGGGCGUGAUGGAGAGGCUGUUCCUGUGGAGCCUGAGGAGGCAGUUCACCGAGGACAUGAAGCUGGAGCAGCUGAGGAUGUACCAGAUGCUGCUGUCGCAGGCCAAGCAGCCGCUGCUGCACCACAAGCCCGUGCUGCGGCCGCUCAUGAUGCUGCUCGCCUCCUGCGCCGGAGCCGCUGCCGACAGCGGCAGCGUGGUGGAGGCGGAGCUCGUCCUGCUGCUGAACCAACUGUGUGCGGCUCUGGUCAAAGACCCGUCGGUGCUGGAGCUGUUCUUCCACAGCAGUGAGGACCAGGGAGCCGCCAACUUCCUGCUCUUCUCCCUGUUGAUACCCUACAUCCACCGCCAGGGUCUGGUGGGCCAUCAGGCCAGAGAGGCUCUGCUGCUCAUCAUGUCUCUGUCGGCGUCGGAGCAACGAGUCGCUCAGCACAUCGCUGACAACACCUACUUCUGCCCGGUGCUGGCCACAGGUCUGUCCGGUCUGUACUCGUCUCUCCCCACCAGGCUGCAGGUCUACAGUGAGGACUGGCACUGCUUGGACCCUGCUGACUGGCAGCAGGUUCCAGCUCUGGUCCACUUCCUGCACUCGCUGGACUUCUGCAGUGCCGUUACCAAGGUGGCUCAUCCCUCCAUCCGGUCCCAGCUACUGGGCUACAUCUACGACGGGUUCCUGGUUCCGGUGCUCGCUCCCGCCCUGCAUAAGCUGACGGUGGAGGAGGUGAUGACCACCACGGCGUACCUGGACCUGUUCCUGCGCUCCAUCUCUGAGCCCGCCCUCCUGCAGACCUUCCUGUCCUUCAUCCUGCUGCACACGCACGACAACGUGUACAUCCUGGACACGCUGAUCAGCAGGGUCAACACUCCCUUCCAGUUGGGGACGGUGUCGCUGGCUCUGUUCAGGACUCUGAUCGGUCUCUUCUGUGAAGAUGUGAUGCUGCAGCUGGUGUUCAGGUAUCUGAUCCCCUGCAGCCACCUGAGCAGGAGGCAGCGCCGCUCCUUGAAGCAGAAGGACUGCUACUCGUCCAGCGCCGCCUCCUUCCUGCUCCUCAUGCCCUCCUGGUGCCCAGUUUACCUCCACAGCACCAACGCACAGUCGGAGCACAUUCACUGGCCCAAAGGAGCAGAUCUGUCGGUGUCCGACAGCGUGGGUUUCUGCCGCGCCUCCGACUUCCUGAUGGACGUCAACUACCUCCAUUACCUGUGGGACGCUCACCACACCAUCGCCAAUGCUCAGAGAGCUUGUCGGUUCUGGUCGGCUCCAUAUGACGGCACCGACCCGCCGGCUCAAGAAUACCGACCUGACACACCGGGAGACGACAUAGAGGAUGAAGAUGAACUCAUCCACCGAAUCAAGAGCGACUCCCUCUUCUCUUUGGUGAUCACUUCUCCACCAUCAGCUCUUUCCCCAACUCCAUCCUCUUUGGAAGCCGUCUCCAACCGGGCGGGACGAGCCAGCUCCGCCUCGGAGCUGGAGUGGGACGACAUAUUUGCAGGUCAAGAUCUGUGUUUGUCGCCGUCCCCGAGUUUACCCAGCGGGAGUGAAGCAGCUGAGUCUGGCGGGAGCAAGCUUUCCCCCACCCCUCCGCAGGUGCUACCACUAUACAUCCAGGAGAUGCAGCGCACGGCGACCAAGCUGGUGCACGGCUCGUACGUGGAGGAGUCGGAGUUUCAGGACGACGUUCAGGUUUAUGACCUUGUUGCCAGGAAGGAUGCAAAGUCAGCCGUUUUGGAGCGAAUGAGGGCAGCCAAUCAGAAAGCCUCUGGGAGGAGCUCCAAAGGACUCCAUGUUGGGUCAACAAUAUCAACAGCGUUAACGACAAAAGGUAAGACGGUGAUGGAGACGGUCAACAGUAUCAUGUCGACACGAAGAAGGAGCGAAGAUGAAGGGAGAGAUGAGAGGAGGAAGAGUACAGAUUAUGAGAUAACUACCAGGAGUGAGGGUUACGGGAACGAUGAAGCAAACGAUGAACUGGAGACGAUACUUGAGCGGGUGGAGCCACCUCCCUUUACAAACAGCUUUAAUGUAAAGAAUCACAUCAUCGGCAAAAGUGGUGAUUGUGAUGAAGAAAGACAGCAGCUAAAGCAGAACAGCGAGAACACAACCCGGCAGAUGGGGCUAAACCACAACACGCAGUCCGAUCUCUGCUUGGACACCAACUCUUUGCCAAACGGACACUGUGAGCCACAAACCCCACCCGUUUCUCCAAAUCCGCCCGGCAGCAAAGCCACGAAAAACAGCAGCUUCCUGUCUCAGUACUGUGAGCUCAUGCACUCUUUGGGGGUGGAGCCAGACUGUGAUGACAUGGACGACCAUCAUGAGACAUUUCAGAGGCGUGUCCAAGCGCUGAGGCAAAAACUGAAGGAGGAGGACGAGUUUAGCACUGACUUCCUGUGGGAAGAAGCGGAAGAGGAAGGAGAAACCAUGGAGGAGGAAGAGGAGAAGGAAGAGGAGAGGAGUAGCUCUGCCAAUGGUAGCAGGACACACGGAGUUCCAUGUACAGGUCCUUUUAUCAGCGUCCUAUUGUCCCGGUUGGAGAACCUUCUGGAAAACUCCAUCUCGGUCAACCUGCUGCUGACGGGCAUCCUGGUCCAGCUGGUGUCGUACCCGCAACCUCUUCUGCGGUCCUUCCUGCUUAGCACAGAGCCGCACAGUCAGCUCAGCGUGCGCACGCUUCACCAGGUGCUGGUGUCGGUGCAUGCUCAGAUCGAGCGUUAUGUGGAGGACAGACCGGACUACCCCGCCCUGGUCACUCAGGCCUGGAGGUUCUUGCUGGCUAAAGACCAAGACUGCAAAUUUAGAGAGUGCCUGGAGUCUCAGGGCAGUUUUAUCGUACUGGGUCCAUCUCUUCCCAACGGCUCCCUGAAGAAGGCCCUGCCUCUACCGCCCCCCAGUGUCCUGCCCCCCUGCCCCAGCAUUCCCCCACAUGCCAAGAGCCGGGUGUUUGCCAUCGUAAUGUUCGCCGAGUUCCUGAAGGAGCUGGCGGCCUUCGCUCAGGAGCAAAGCAUCACACCGGACUGGUGGGAGGAGUUUGAGUCGGGGGACUAAUCAUGACUGAAGACUCUCCCAAAGUUCCUGGCACCACUUGAAGAUGUUUCCUGCAUGAUUUUGGGUUCUAUUUAUGAAAUGUGAGAUUAUUUUAAAGUUUUUAUGUAUUUGUGGGAUCAGUGCAAAUCAUUUACUGUUUUCUAAAAAACUUGAAAAAAAGUUCAACUCUGUACAACACUCCUGCGUCUCACCGAACUCACCCUUACUUACCCUUCCGCGUUAUUUAAGUGUUUUCUAAGAUCUGUUGCCUGCAGUAUGGCCGUCCAUGAACAUUUUCUCUCUACGGGUUCACUGAGUGGUCUACAAGUUUGAUAUUUUGGCAGUUCAGACUAAGGCUUAAGCCUCUUAACACCUAAACUGUUGCCGGUGACGCCAAAAUAACACAACCUCUAUGACCUACCGUAAGAGGUAACAGGCUUCACUAUUGUAAAGUGUUGCAUAUCAGCGCAGAGCUUCUUUCUCUGCUUCAGAAUCUGCUGGAUUUGAGGUUGUUGUCUAAACGGUUGAAGAGUUACAAUAGUCAAAGAAUGUCAACACUGGAUAUAAAGCUCCGAUGUUACGGGGUUGACUUAACGUUGCUAUGUUAUUGCUUCCAAAUGAACAUUUGAGCAAAAAACUCAACCAACUUUUGAAACACGCAAGUGACUUUCUGCUAAAUGGAGCCAAGAGACAGUGGUACUGUCUGCAUGGAAAUACCUAAAAACAAAAACACUUAACUGUAAAAUUAUCUGUAUGUUUGCCCAGUAUCCGUGUUCUUGCCCCGAAAAAGUAGGACAAAGGAGGUCAGAAGUCUUCCUGCUUUGUCCAGACAGCUAAGCUCUUUAAGUUUGAACAUCUGAAAGUGAACAACCACUGGUCAUUCGAAAACUCAGAUUUGACACAUUACAAUCUAAUCUUUUCAAUUUAAAGAUUUACACAUUGUUAGAUGUGUCUCCCAAGAAAUCAUUAAGUUCUGCCUUCUUCGUAUUCUUCUCAGCAUCAAUUCAUCAAUCCACAGGUGUCAGAGUCGCUGUGGUGCUAACAACGCCAUGAUGACUUUUGUGCAGCAUCAAUGUCAUCUCUCCAUUUGGACCCACGGUGGCCGGGAUCCUGGGCCACGUCAACAGCCAUCGUCGAGCGCCUGCGCUGCUACCGUACGAUUUCUAACAAUCGGAAGGUGGCAGUGGGACGACUGCACAGGGGCAGGGGCUGGCAUUCUGAAAUGAGCCGAUCAUCAAACAAUUGGGGGACCUUGGAGACCCUCCUAUCAGUCAUUUAACACGCCUCUGCCUUCCUGCCACCCCUGUCCCUGGACUGCCUCUCCGCAACCUCCAAAUGUGCCUGGGUGGCUAAUGACAUAAGACAAAAAAGUUAUCCGGUCGCCGUCAAAUUAAAACUUUUACUUAAAACCUCUGCUGUAAAAACGAGACUGCCGCCCCCCAACAACAAAUGCCUUUUGCUGAAAAACUCGCAUCUGGGUUGGCUCGCGGUGGCAUUUUGGGACAUGUGACCGUAGUCUCAGCUAUAUUCCUGCGUUAAGCUGAGGAAGUUCCACAAAGUUUGCACAGUAAAUCUCCACCUUAGCAUGUGUCAGAAAUUUACAUGGUUAUGGAUCAUCAUGUAGAGUUUUAGUUUCAACAAAAGUUUUGGUUUGAACAAAAGUCAUCAAUGAGCAGAAUAUUAAUGUCCUUGAACUGAAGGGACAUUAAUUAAAUGUUGGGUAACGCAUUAAAAGAACUUUAUUACUAAAGAAGUGUAGGCAUGUUUUUGAUUUGGACACUUCUAAACCAAUUUGUUAUCAUUUCUUAAUCAUUUUUUAGACAUUGUGGCCUAAGGGAGAUUCCUGCAUCUUAUGUGGUUUGAUGUAUUUGAAUUUCUUUGACAGUUGCAUUUUAUACAGAUUGAGAUUCAAAUUUAUUAACGGCUGUUUAUCAGCUCCACAGAACAAGGUUAUUGCAAAACAAUUCUUAGUUUAGUUUUACUGGUAACAUGCAGGAAACGUCAAAAAGCAACGUCAGAUGUCUGAACUCACCAAAUCAAGGAGAUUUGAGGUGAACUCAACAUGAGGCUAAGACCUGUUUAGUGUCAGAUGCUGUGGUAGGCGCUGUCUUCCUGUUUGUGUUCCUGUUGCGUGAAAACCCAAAGCAGGUACUGUUACAUCAUCUGUGAACAGCCCACCGGUACAUGUGAGCCGUGCUGCUGCUGAUUGAAGCGGCUCAGACAACUUCUCCUCUGCAAUAAACGCCCCGUUUUAACCCCAAUCAUCAUACUUGGUCUCGUUCUGAUUUUCUUGUGCGAUUGAUGCACGUUGUCAUCAAACAGCUGAGAGUGUCAGCUUGAGAAAAGGUCAAACAUGUACCGGUAGUCGAGCAGUAAUGUAAACUGGAACAGAUUCUAAUGUGUUUGCACAUGUGGUUUGCCUGGUUCCUGUCGCGGCGUCGUACUUAUUCAGCCCUCCGGGUCGUGCACGCAAAGACAGACACUCGUCUGGACUUUGCAGAGGGAAGCUGGUGAUGAUGGCUCUGCUAAAGGUCUCUCUGCUGCUGUGGGCUCUGGUUACUGUGGUCAUUCCAGUACAUAUGGAGGACAGUGAUGAUGAAGAUCCAUUCAGCGGUAGCGGCCAAGAAACUACAGUUACUCUGGAAUACAUGCAGAACAGUGAUGAUGAAGAUCUACACAUCGGUAGCGGCCGAGAAUAUACAGAGGAUUCCCCGAUUAAAAAUGCUGCAGCUGGAGAUGGUCACCAAGCUAACAUCUGCGUGCUCUAUGCUUCUGCCGCUUUGUACCUGCUAGCAUAGCAUUAGGAAAAACGGCAUUGUCAUUCAAUCCUUCGGGGUCAUGGGGCUGCCAGAGCCUAUCCCGGCCCCUCGCGGCGAAGGCAGGGGACAUCCUGGACUGGUCGCCAGUCUGUCGCAGGGCCACAAUCACACACCCGUGCACGCUCACAUUCACACCAAUGUAGAGUAACCAAUUAACCAAUGGAGCAUGUUUUUGGACGGUGGGAGGAAGCUGGAGUCCCCAGAGAAAACCUAACAAGCAAACUCCACACAGAAAGGUCCCCCAUUGGUGUUCUGUUUCAGGUCCCCCACUCAAGACUUGAACCGAGGCAGGAGCGCAAACCACUGCGCCAUCGUGCAACCAACUGCAUUUUCAUUAAAUGUUAUUUAUUGUUCAGCAUUUGCUUUGUCUUGUUCAAUUACUAACUUGUUUAAGCACAUUUGCUAUAGAAGCUGUAAAUAAAAAAGGGAAUUACAU